GCUGAAGAUAAGAAAACUGCUUAAGACUUCCCACCGACUUCGGCAAUCGACAAAUGACGAACUACUCAGUUACUGUUUGACAACGAAACGCAUCAGCAGAUACUGUGACUUUGUGGAAAUGUGGCUCAUCGAAGUGUGUUUUAUCGCAUUUGCAAUCGCAACGAUAUCCACUCAACCCUUCAACGGAACGGUGUCCCAAAAUGGAACCAUAACGAAUGUAACUCACGCAAUCGAUGUGCACCAUGUCCAUCACCACAAUAAAACUAAUCUGACGGUCCCAAUGCCCUUCGAUUCCGCCAAUAGCCUCCCACCGCUUGCGACUGUACCCACACAGCUGCCGGCUGUAACACUGCCGGUGCCUUACAAUCCAAGAAAUGGCACCAACUCGACUACACCACCCAUGUCCGGAAUUCCUCUGUACAAACAUCCGCACUACGAUGCGGCAGGAAAGCCGGUAUGGUUUCCCCGAAUCAUCGGUGGAACUCCAGCGACGCUAGGCGAAUUCCCCUCCAAAGUUUCACUGCAAACAUCGCAAACCUCGGCCCACUUCUGCGGUGGAACUCUGCUCACCCUGCGACAUGUUUUGACGGCAGCCCAUUGCAUAACUGAUAUUCAAGGCGUUCCGAUGGUUGCCACUAAGAUUCAAGCAAUGGCCGAUGAUCUGAAUGUCAUACCCUCGAUGAACAGCGCAACACGCCAAGUCCGUCUCGCUAUGUCACUGAACAUCCACGAAAAGUACAACCCUUCGAGCUUGGCGAACGACAUUGCCAUCGUUAAGCUGGUCAACGAGUUUACGAAAACGAACACUCUCUACCCAUCGAAGCGCAUUUCCAGUGCACCUUCCGCUGGGCAACUUUGCUCCCUUGCCGGGUGGGGUGUGGUUGCGGAGAACUCCCAAAACAUCAGUCCGUCGCUGCAGCGCGUCAACCUGGAAGUGGUUUCCUUCGAGCAAUGCAACGCCGCUUUCCAGGGGGCUCUGGUCAGGGGAAUGAUGUGCGCCUCUGCUCCGGGCCGUGACGCGUGCCAGGGUGAUUCGGGUGGGGCUCUGAUUUGCCAGAACCGCGUCGCCGGGGUGGUAAGCUUCGGGUCUGGCUGUGCACAUCCGACCAUUCCGGGGGUCUAUAUGGAUGUCACACAUUUCGAGAAGUGGAUCGGAAAGGCCCUGAACGGAGCGCCGAGCUGGGCUCAAAGGGGAACAAUGCUUAGUUUGGUGGUGGCUUUGGUGGUCAUGGCGAAAGGUUUUCUUGUCUGAGACGACAAAAUCGGCGAAUAGCAGUGGCGACAUUUACUGGUCGGAAUUGUAGUCAGAACAAAAUGUUGAUCAAAAGUUUUCUGGAAUUUGAUUAUCGAAACCAAUUGAAGUAAUAGCCUUGAAGGAGUCUUGAUUUGCGUCAUUCUUCACUAGAUCCUUAGCUAAUGAUAUUCUACCACAAUCAUCUUGCUGAAAUAAGGCUAAUAUUUUAUAGGACUUACUCUUCAAGAGGUCUAAGGGAUUAUAACUAUAAAAAAUGAAAAAAAUCCAUACAACUCCCUAGAUUUAUUAAUAAAUGCUUUGGAAAAUAAAACAAUUCUAUUUAGUUAUA
Armigeres subalbatus is the source of this 1583-nucleotide messenger RNA. Its product is annotated as trypsin beta-like. Gene Ontology annotation, biological process: proteolysis. The record is from RefSeq and is a predicted model, not a curated record. Lineage: Eukaryota; Metazoa; Arthropoda; Insecta; Diptera; Culicidae. Gene Ontology annotation, molecular function: serine-type endopeptidase activity. Bases 119 to 1252 code for a protein of 377 amino acids. The transcript is spliced from 3 exons.